AUCACCACCAAGAUGGCUGACGCUAUGGAGGAAUAUGAGAAAGAGGCUGGCUGCGUCCCUAUUCUCCAUCCCGAGGAAAUCAAACCCCAGAGUCAUUACAACCAAGGCUACAGUGAGAAUGUCAGCCGUAAAAACCAUGUGGAUGACUACAGCACCUGGGACAUUGUCAAAGCCACACAGUACGGCAUCUUCGAGCGCUGCAGGGAGUUGGUGGAGGCGGGCUUCGAUGUUCGGCAGCCAGACAAAGAAAACGUAACGCUCCUCCACUGGGCCGCCAUCAACAACAGGAUAGAUUUGGUCAAGUACUACAUAUCAAAGGGAGCCAUAGUGGACCAGCUGGGAGGAGACCUCAACUCCACACCUCUGCACUGGGCCACCAGACAAGGCCAUCUAUCCAUGGUGGUGCAGCUCAUGAAAUAUGGAGCGGAUCCGUCUUUGAUCGAUGGCGAGGGCUGCAGUUGCGUUCAUCUGGCCGCCCAGUUUGGCCACACCUCCAUCGUGGCCUACCUAAUCGCUAAAGGACAGGAUGUGGACAUGAUGGAUCAGAACGGCAUGACUCCUCUGAUGUGGGCGGCUUACAGGACACACAGCGUGGAUCCCACCCGGCUGCUACUGACCUUCAACGUGUCUGUCAACCUGGGCGACAAAUAUCACAAGAACACAGCGCUGCACUGGGCCGUGCUGGCCGGCAACACCACUGUCAUCAGCCUGCUGCUGGAUGCCAAUGCUAACGUCGACGCACAGAACAUCAAGGGUGAAACACCGCUAGAUCUUGCCAAGCAAAGGAAGAACGUUUGGAUGAUCAAUCACUUACAGGAAGCACGGCAGGCCAAAGGCUACGACAGCCCAUCCUACCUGAAGAGACUGAAGAUGGACAAGGAGUUCAGGCAGAAGGUGAUGCUAGGAACACCCUUCCUGGUCAUCUGGCUAGUUGGUUUCAUCGCUGACCUAGACAUUGACUCCUGGCUGAUCAAAGGCCUCAUGUACGCCGGCGUCUGGGUCACCGUGCAGUUCCUCUCCAAGGCUUUCUUCGACCACUCCAUGCACAGCGCUCUCCCUCUGGGAAUCUAUCUGGCCACCAAGUUCUGGAUGUACGCCACCUGGUUCUACUGGUUCUGGAACGAUCUACCCUUUGCCACUGUUCAUGUGCCCUUCCUGAUAAACACCCUGGCUCUGUUCUACAACUUUGGCAAAUCCUGGAAGUCUGACCCAGGAAUUAUCAAAGCGUCAGAGGAGCAGAAGAAAAAGACAAUUGUGGAGCUGGCAGAGACAGGCAGCCUGGAUCUGAGCAUAUUCUGCAGUACCUGCUUGAUACGGAAGCCCAUCAGGUCCAAACACUGCGCCGUGUGCAACCGCUGCAUCGCCAAGUUCGACCACCACUGUCCCUGGGUGGGGAACUGUGUCGGAAGUGGGAAUCACCGCUACUUCAUGGGUUAUCUGUUCUUCCUGCUCUGCAUGAUCUGCUGGAUGAUGUACGGCUGCAUUUCCUACUGGAGGAUCCACUGUGCCACCAGUUACGCCAAGGAUGGUUUCUGGCUCUAUCUGACCCAGAUCGCCUCCUGCUCUCCCUGGAUGUUCUGGAUGUUCCUCAACAGCGUGUUCCACUUCAUGUGGGUGGCCGUGCUCAUCAUGUGUCAGCUCUACCAGAUCGCGGCUCUGGGGAUCACCACCAACGAGAGGAUGAACGCUCGGAGAUACAAGCACUUUAAAGUCACAGCCACAUCCAUCGAAAGUCCCUUCAAUCAUGGCUGCAUCAGAAACCUCAUAGAUUUCUUCGAGAUCCGCUGCUGCGGUCUGAUCCGGCCCGUGGCGGUGGACUGGACCACGCAGUACACAAUAGAAUACGACCAGACGUCUGGCUCGGGCUACCAGCUGGUGUAGAGGAGAAAGAGGAGGAUGAGGAGGAGGAAGAAGAGGGGGCGGAGCAGGGUGGAGUCGAGUGUCGCCCGGUGGAGUUUGGAAGCAUCACCCUCCCCGUCCCCCUCCCCCGGCGUUCAUAUCGGAGCGAUGCUGUUCUCGGGAGCGCUUGCUUUUUUUCGGACCAUCUCUCCCUCACCGAUCAAAAGACUUAGACAAAAAAAAAAAUCAGCCAGGACUAGCAUGCUGUUACGGGGCAACACCACACCUACACACACACCCCCACCCCCCACCCCCCCGCCCUCACCACCUUCACUACUAUUACUACUACUACUAUUCUACAACAUCAGACUUCUUUACUGUACCUCCACUGCUAUCCCACCCCUCCACCUCAUCUCUUCUCCUGAGCCCUUUGGACGGUGCGUUGCUGCCAGGCACGAAACGGAGAGGAGAGAGGCUGAUGGACGAGAGGAAUUACAAAAUAAAAGCUCUUCUGUUUGUACCGGAGACGUGACGCUGCGGAGACAGCAGCGCCGUGAAGUGGCAGUAUCGCUCUUUACCCUCCCUACUUUAUAUCCUUAUUUAUGGUGUCCCUGUUGAUGUGCCCUGUAUGUAUGUUUUUUUUUUUUUGUUUAUUUGAUUGGUUCAGGAACUGUUGUUCCUGUGUUAAAUAACUGAGGUGGCCAGGAAAGCUGAAGGAACGUUUCUUUUUUUUUAAAACCAUGAUUUGUUUCUAAGUGACAGAAAUAAGGGAAUGUGUUUUUAAGGUUUUUGAUUUUGCACCGUGAUGAAUUAGCUGAUGAGGAUUUGCCAAGAACUUAUCAGAGGAAAGGUGUGUCGCAGGUGGAGCCGCUGGAAGAGUCCCAACUUCUCACCUGCUGAAAUAAAACUGCAAGAUAAAAUUUUCGGAGUUAUCCAAGUGAAAGUUAUAACCUAAAAAACAGUUGUUGUGCAGUAUUAACGCGGGAUUAAGUGCAUGAAUCAUGACUCCUUCAGCAGCGACCACCGUAGACGCAACAGAAAAUAUCCUACAGACAAUGUGAUACAGGUAUAUUUAUUUUAAAACUAUUUAUAGAUAAAGUAUGUUCUAGCGCCAUCAUUUUUACAUGUCACAUCAUUUUAGCUGAGUAGGUUUUUAUGAGAAAAUAUGAAACGAGUACCUGUAGCUGUUUUAACAUGGAAGCCCGGGAACUUCACAGACUGUAUAGACAGGUACAGCGAGCGUAUUUAUUAACAGCAGAGUAUAAGAAACAGAACGCAGCAGACGGACGGACGAGUUUACAAGAAAGGUUCAUUCCAUGUGUUUUUCUCAGAAAGCUGUAAAGUCUUAUUUGUUUUUGUUUUUUGUCUGCCUACAACAUUGCACUGAUCUUUUUUUUUUUUUUUUUUCUUUAGUUAUUUGUUGUUGUUUUUUUUGGCUGUUACUGAACACAAGGGCCCAGCGGCACCGCUCCACACCAACGCUUCCAUUGUUUACAGAGAGGAGGAGGAGGAGGAGGAGGGGCCCAUCAGACAUGGCUGGCUCCCAUCACUUCCUGUCUGGACCCCCCGCAGUUAGCAGCAGCAGCAGGAUGGACUGAAGUGUAAAGAAUGUGCACCUGUACAUAAACAGUAUCUUUCUGUAUUUUUUUUUCUUUUCGUCAGUGUUAGUCAAAGGUGCUCCUUGAUUU
Epinephelus lanceolatus (giant grouper) is the source of this 3527-nucleotide messenger RNA. The record is from RefSeq and is a predicted model, not a curated record. Lineage: Eukaryota; Metazoa; Chordata; Actinopteri; Perciformes; Serranidae.